AUGGGCACUCAGACUUCAACCAUACCAGACCACCGUGCAUUACUGAAAAGGUGAAGAAAAUCCUGCAGACUAUAUGUCUAGGCACACUUCCAGUCACACCGAACUCUGCAGCAGACAGGAAAAAGUUGCUGAAGAGUACAUUAACUACAUUGCCACAACUUCAACACCAACUGCACUCACCCUCAUCAUGAUUGCAAAGGCCACAGGACGUGACCCAAUCCUCCGUGCCGUCAUAGACGCCGUUCAAUCAGGCAAGUGGCAUGAACUAGCCAAGCAUCCAAAGGUCGACACUGACACAUUUCACACAUACGAACGCCUCAAAGAUGAGUUAACCGUUGGAACAAAAUUAGUGAUUCCAAACAAGCUACAACGUCGCGUCGUGGACUUGGCUCACGAAGGUCACCAAGGCAUUACCAAAACCAAAUCCCUACUACGAGAGAAGGUGUGGUUCCCUGGAAUCAACAAAAUGGUCGAAGAACGAGUAAAAUCCUGUCUCGCAUGCCAAGUUGCAACCCCGGAGGCAGCACGUGAGCCGUUACAAAUGUCUACUCUGCCCGAUCAAGCGUGGGACGAGAUAAGCGUUGACUUUGCUGAACUCUCAACAGGGGACUACCUCUUGGUGGUAUCUGACGACUACUUACGCUAUCCAAUUGUUGAAGUUAUUCGUUCAGUGGCAGCCCAAGCUGUAAUUCCUAAACUCCAACACAUCUUUUCACAAUUUGGCAUUCCAGGAAUUCUGAAAUCCGAUAACGGUCCGCCGUUCAACUCCGAAGCCUUUGCCACUUUCGCCGCUAAUCUGGGAUUUACCCACAGAAAGAUCACUCCCUAUUGGCCAAGAGCCAAUGGCGAAGUAGAGCGGUUCAUGAGGACGGUAAAGAAGAUCGUGAAGAUUGCACUUACACAGCAGAAACCAUGGCGAGAAGAACUAACCAACUUCCUUCGGAACUUCAGAGCUACACCACACAGCUCAACUGGAAAGGCUACGUCAGCUAGAGUCCUAUCCAUUUAUUUUAUUAUCCAUUCCAUAAUACAAUACAUCAACCUUUUUACACAGGUUUGACAGUGAGAAAGCUAAAGUAUGGAUAUUUCUGUUGCAAAUUAUCGAAUAAGAAUUGGUUCACAUUAAAAGUGCCUAUAUCACUUGUGGGACCUUUAUGGAUUCGAAUAGAGCGUAAAAAGUUAGUUAAUAAGUUCAAAAGAUUUUUGUGGCUAGCCCGUUCGCGGGCUAGCCACAAUGUAAAGCUGAACGAAGGAUGUCAAGAUGUGACGGAAAUUGUCGUCAACUUCGGAAACUGUCGUUCAUGACAUGAGAUUGCCUGCGAUCAGGCCUGAAAUAAAUAAACAUGGAUCAGUUCGAGCAACACUGCAGUGUGCUUUGGAAUUGGAAAUUUGGUAUUAUAAAUGUUCAAUAUUUCAUCAAACAAAACAACGGAGAUAAAGAUAAACCAAUUGUCGACAAAACAUCAAAGAUGAAGGUAUAUCAAUGUAUAUCAUCGCUAUUUUGGUUGACAUUUCGGUAAUGUUACUAAGCAGCAAUAUUAUUAUUGAAAGUGUACCGUAUUAUUUAUAAUUAAACCUAUACUGGCUAUAGAUUUGGUGACUAAUUGUACACUCUUUUCAUAUUUAACGAGUGAAGCUUUGAUAUUGAAUUCACCACUAAGCAACUAUUGACAAUAUUACUGAAGUGUAGCGUUUAAAGUAGAAACAAUCAAAGUAUAAAACAAAGUAGUUACUGAUAUUUUCUUUAGAAUAUUCUCGACAUAUUUCACGUUGGUUUUUAGCAAACCAUAUGUUUGUUUCACUUAUAAGUGGCAUUCCUUUUAUAUGUACUUUAUAGUAAGAUUUUUAUAUUAAUUGGAAAGUUGUUUAUAUUAAUUGGAAAGUUGACAGAACAUUAAUUAAAUUAUGAUUGAAUAUUUUGAAGUAUAUACUAUUAAUACGGUAAUAUGAGUAUUAUCAUUGCAGGUAAUUGCAGUAGCAGACUUGCAUAUACAUUCUUUUAAUGCAUGUUAGCUAUAUAUUAAAGAAAAUUAAAACAGAACCAGACACAGUACUAAAAUGCGGUGCCCGCCUACAAAUAAAACUUUCGGCGUUUCCGCCUACAUGCACAAGUAAAGUUAUAUUUAGCACGCUACACAUUUUCCUGUCGGCCGCCAUUUGGUUCGUACGUUAGGAUCAAAACUGCGUUUUAAAGCCUUCAAAAUAAAAUACUUUGAGCUCAAAAUACUAUCAAAAUGAGGAGAAAAGUGAGACGAAUCCACUUGCAUACGGCCGAAAACGAGAAAACCAACAAUUCCGAAGUUAUCAAGUAUCAAACGGACUGCAUUUUUAUAAUUAGUUUAAUCAUUUUGAGCGUUUGUCAACAAUACAAUUUCGCUUAUUAAAACUGUACAUUAAAACCUUCAAAUUAUAAUAUUUUGGGCUCAAAAUACUAACAAAAUAAAGAGAAAAGUGAGACGAAUCCACUGGUAUACGGCCGAAAAAGAGAAAACCAACAAUGCGAAAGUUAUCAAGGUCAAAUGUAUUGCAAUUUUAAUUAGUUUAAUCAUAGCAGCCCAAAAAUGCGUGUUGAAAUUUUUACCCUCGCGCGUGACGCUCGGGCAUGCAUCGAGUCUACUCAGUUUAUUAUUAUGACUGAAAACACUCGCCCGUCGGGCAUCGUGUUUCCACAAAACUCAUUAUAGUCUUUAUAUCAACGCCGAAAGAUGUUUUAUAAUUCUUAAAUAUUCACGAUACCGCCAUAAUUUUUUAAAAUUCAAUACAAUACAGACAUUGGGCUGCUGUGUUGUGAUAUGAAUUCCAAUUUUCUCUCCCAAACGAGAGGCUAGCCACAUGUACGCAGUGCGUACCUAUUUUUUUGAUUUAGUGCAAUAAUUUCGAAGAUACAGGCUUCUAAACUACCUACAGUUCCUGACUCCCAGGCUCCUAUUGACAAUGGACAGUUUCGAAAAAGGCCAAAUUCAAUAGCCUUGUUUAGACCCCAGGAGCCUGGGACUCAGGAACUGUAGGUAGUUUUAGAGGCCUGUAUCUUCGAAAUUAUUGCACAAAAUCAAAAAAUCUUUUGAGCUUAUUAACUAACUUUUUACGCUCUUUUCAAAGCCAUAAAGGUCCCACAAGUAAUAUAGGCACUUUAGUCACAUAUUAACUUUGUGCAAGCCCUGGAGCCGGUUGUAUAAAAACGUAAUUAGCGCUAACUGUAGUUAGCGUUAAUCACUGUAGUUAAAUCCUUAACUGUAAUCCCCGAGCCGACGGCCGGAAGCGCCGUGCGAGGGUACUAAUUCCCCCCCAGCUAUUUACACCCCGGGAAACGAAAGCAUUAGCGGAGUCUAAAGUUCAUCAAAUAUCGC
Messenger RNA from Paramuricea clavata, 3347 nucleotides. Lineage: Eukaryota; Metazoa; Cnidaria; Anthozoa; Malacalcyonacea; Plexauridae. The record is from the annotation of a GenBank genome assembly.